Molecule: messenger RNA, 806 nt
Organism: Syzygium oleosum
Lineage: Eukaryota; Viridiplantae; Streptophyta; Magnoliopsida; Myrtales; Myrtaceae
Exons: 4
Coding region: 173-550 (125 amino acids)
Molecular function (GO): protein binding
Source: RefSeq, a predicted model, not a curated record
GUCAUGGGUUGACCGCGUACACAUACAUCACAUGUAGACCUCUCUCUCUCUCUCUCUCUCUCCCUUUUCGACAUCCUUUUAUACUCUCUCUGUCUCUCUCUCCCUCUGUGAUUCUUCAGUCCCAAAUGUGGAAAAGUUCCCAAAAUUCGUCUGUCAAGAAUUGAUUUGGGAGAUGAGCAAAGCGCAGCCACCUGAGCCUCUUGAUUUCUUCAUCUGGACUGUUGAGGAUGUUGGUAGGUGGUUGGAAGAGAUAAACUUGGGAAGCUACCGCCAGAUUUUUAAAGAAAAUGGGGUCAAUGGUGAGUAUCUGGAAAGCAUGUCCACGUUCACGACCGAGCAGAUACUUCGGUUUAUCAGAAAGUGCCACAUGAAAUGGGGGGACUUCAUUACGCUUUGUAAAGAACUCCGGCGGAUUAAGGUGGCAUGCUUGAAAGGCGAUCAGAAGGUCCGGAGGCCGUGGUGGGCUCCAUCGUGCCUCUCAAUAGUCUCUGUGAAGUCAGCGAAGCGCGGCAGACAAUCGAGGGUUGUUUCAUUAAAGGUAGAACCAUGACGCAUAACAUGGUUUGCCGACGUAAAGGUUGCCUUGUAGAAGGAAAGUGAAAGUCGGAACAAACUCUUUGGUAUCUUCGCAUCUUGCCAGGUGCUUCCGUUGGUCCUUUCUUGGAGAACCAUCGUGUGCCUGCACGGAUUACGUGCUGUGCGAUUUCUGUUAAUUCUUGUAAAUGUUUUAAAUGCAUUUGCCCUAAUAUCUGAAGAACAAUAUCAUGUCAUUGCGAACAAAGUACAAGACACUGUAUGGUUUGUUG